CCAGUUGGCGUCCUCAUGCUCACAAACUGCCAAUGAGCGUUGAAAAAUAAUUUCACGUCCUACACAACAAUACAUUCCAAGUCAAUAAUAAAUUUCAACUAUUUACACCUAAAACAUUCAAUAAAUAAUGUGUGGACCAGUGAGAGACUUUUUUUACUGUUUAUCGACGGUGUUUCAAAGGUUGAAAUGUGACUUUUGAGAUAAUGAAAAUGACGAGGUGAAGCAACAGGCCAACAAUGAAUCAAUAAUUUGAUUUGAAAACAUACAUCGAGCGAGAGACAGCGUCAUGACGGGGGUAAAUAGUAUUUUUAUCACAAUCCCUUGGGCGCUCGUGUUUAUUGUCAAUAUAAUGAGCACAGAAUGCUCACAAACGAUUGAAUCACAGGGAUACUGUGCUCCCUACAACGGAAAAAUAUGCCGAAAAUAUUUAACGGGGAUCGGCAAAGUAUGGUUCAAUGAUUCAGCUGACAAUCCAGGGGGUUUUCUCAACGAGGAGAUAACAACGGACCUCUGGGAGGAAUUGAUCUCAAAGUUGAAGGAACCCUGUCGCUCGGCAGCUGAGAAAAUGCUCUGUGUUUACGCAUUUCCCAUGUGCCAUAAAUCGGAGAGAUUGCCCCUCUGCUACGAAGACUGUCAGGCGAUAAGACACGAGUUCUGCUUCAACGAUUGGGCGCUCAUUGAGGACAAUAAACAGAGGGAUAUUUAUAUAAGAUCUCGUGGUCAUUUUAGACUUCCAGACUGUGAUGUACUGCCAAAAUUGCAGAAGGGAGUCACCACGUGCUCGCACAUACAUCUUACUGAUAUGAAUCAGGACUUGGUGACGUAUGACUGCGUCAGGGACAAUGGUCGCUUCUACAUGGGGAACAUGAAUCGCUCGAAGAGUGGCCUGGACUGCCAGCCCUGGGACGCCCAGCAGCCCCACUUCCACAACAAACCCCCCAACGUUUUUCCCCAGAUUCGUUAUGGAAAGAACUUCUGCAGGAACGCUGGGGGAGAUGAGCUGGUGCCUUGGUGCUUCACGAUGAACCCUGAGGUUCGCUGGGAGCACUGCGACAUCCCAGUGUGUGAGAAUCAGACUCAGGUCAACCCAGAAAUAAAAGUCGACUCCAACGAGAUAAUGAUGGAGAGUCUGUUCACCCCUGGAUUCACUCUGACACUGUCAGCUCUCGGUUUUGUCCUCAUUUUUGGAUCACUGGUCUCACUUUUCCUGACCCAGAGGCUCAAGAAACAACGAAAUAAUGGCUACUACAACGCACCCAAUCCAGAUGUCAAUAUUGAUCUAGAUAAGCUGCCGAAUAAUGACGCCUACCACAGGACUGGGGCCCAGCUCAAUCCCAAGUUGGAGAAGUUGGAAUUCCCUCGUAACAACAUUAUUUAUGUCAGGGAUUUGGGACAGGGUGCCUUCGGCCGGGUGUUCCAGGCGAAAGCCCCGGGACUCAUACCCAACGAGGAGUUCACUAACGUCGCUGUCAAGAUGCUGAAGGACGAAGCCUCCCAGGAUCUCCUCGUGGAUUUCGAGAGGGAAGCUUGUCUUCUUGCUGAGUUCGAUCAUCCGAAUAUCGUGAAACUGCUGGGCGUCUGCGCUCUGGGGAGACCGAUGUGUCUUUUAUUCGAGUACAUGGGGAGAGGAGACUUGAACGAAUUUCUGAGGAGUUGCUCACCGUCUAAUGGAUACAAGUUCAAUGAUAAUGAUGACUCGAGGCUAUCUCACAUGGAUUUGAUUAAUAUCGCUAUUCAGGUGGCUUCGGGGAUGGUUUAUCUCUCUGAUCGAAAAUUUGUGCAUCGAGAUUUAGCCACUAGAAAUUGCCUCAUCAAUGAUCAAAUGGUCGUGAAGAUCGCGGACUUUGGAUUGUCCCAGAAGAUAUAUCUUCAGGAUUAUUACAAAGGGGACGAUCAGGACGCCAUUCCUGUCAGGUGGAUGCCACUCGAGAGCAUUCUUUACAAUAAAUACACGAUUGAGUCCGAUGUCUGGGCCUUUGCUGUCUGCCUCUGGGAGAUCUUCAGCUUUGCUCUGCAGCCUUACUACGGUAUGACUCAUGAGGAAGUCGUCAAGUAUAUUAAGGAGGGGAGUGUCCUGCAGUGUCCGGAUAAUACUCCACCCCAGGUCUAUGAUCUCAUGAAGGUCUGCUGGAAUAGGAGGCCUGCGGACAGACCUCCUUUUCGGGUAAUUCACGAGACACUCGAGAAAAUCAAGGUGGGACUCGAGGCGGAAAACAAAUCUGAGAGCAUUGCGUUGAGGAUUCAUGUUUAAUACAGUAUUAUUAUUUUCGAAAAUAUUCGAUGGAUUAUGACGCCAUGAUUUCAGACUGGUGCCAAUUAACGCACAUCUUUUGUACUCCUUUACAUCUUUUUUAUUCUCUAAUUACCAGAGGAACUGAUACAAUGAUACUCAUACAAGGAUAAUAAUCAAAAACCUCACGUGAUCGCUGCAUUUUUAUUUAUUCUCUUUCUCAUUGAAUAUGACUUAUUAUUCUCUCCAUUUUUUGUUCUAUAUCAUCUAAGUAUAUCUUUCUUUAAACUAGUAUUUCUCUGAGGAAAACAAUGUGUAUCCGUUCUUUACAUAAGAAUUAGUCUGUUGUUUGUUUACUCUUGAGUAAUACAAUUAUUCAUUGUUCUAAAUUGUGUAUGUAUAAUGUACGUCGAAAUGGAAAAAAAAGAUUAUGGCUAUUAAUUGUAAAUGCAAAUGUGUUUUCAAUACAACGUGCUCUACUUCAGAUUUUUAUGUAUAUAAUUAUCGUUGGUGUUUCAUUUUUUCCUUUAAUACAUUACCAACAAAAUUUAACAAUUGUAAAUUUCAUAACAUAAUUUUUAAAACACAAAAAUACGUUUCAUUUUCAACUAACAAUGUGUAAUUAAAUAUAGCGAGGGGGCCUAGUGUACGAUAGGCCGAAUACCUUUUACAGAUCAUUGUUUUUGUUUUUUUUUAAAAGUUAUAACGAUCCGAAAAAAAUAGAAAUAAUGGCAUUCGUGUUUGGGAAUGAAUGACUUAUUGUAUAAAUAAAAGCUAUGGAAAUGGAAUUUUUUCAGGAACAUUAAGUAUAUACAAUUGAACAAAAAUAAAUUGAUUUUGUUUUUCAA
Diachasma alloeum is the source of this 3078-nucleotide messenger RNA. RefSeq names its product tyrosine-protein kinase transmembrane receptor Ror2 (gene Nrk). Bases 287 to 2251 code for a protein of 654 amino acids. Lineage: Eukaryota; Metazoa; Arthropoda; Insecta; Hymenoptera; Braconidae. The transcript has a single exon. Gene Ontology annotation, molecular function: protein binding; ATP binding; transmembrane receptor protein tyrosine kinase activity. Gene Ontology annotation, biological process: multicellular organism development; cell surface receptor protein tyrosine kinase signaling pathway; positive regulation of kinase activity. The record is from RefSeq and is a predicted model, not a curated record. Gene Ontology annotation, cellular component: signaling receptor complex.